UCACAUUUUAUUAAAUUAAAUGUGGUUACUUGUAUGUAUUACUGCAAUUUAGCUUUUAGCUGCCAUAGUACACAUGAAAUUAAAUAAACCAUCAUCAUCAUCAUACAUUAAUUAUGAGGCUGGUUCUAGUCAAACCCACCAAUGCAACACUUCGGCUUGAUUCAACAGGAGACGCUUGCAAUGACCGAGACCCCGAUCACAGUAACUCAAGAGGGCAGUCCCUACCAGACAAAGCCCCUGAUGUCAUGCAGGAUUGCUACUCUGGAACUGCCCUCCACUACCAAACAUUAGUGCCAGAGCAGAGCACUAACAGCAUGUCCCCUUCCACUUCUCUGCCACUGGCUACUCCGAAUGGAGUCGCUCCACCAAGGAAAUCUCCACCAUUAAAAAUUACACUUUCCCAUCUGAGCAAUCAAGAACUCCUACGCUUUUGUAGCCAGGUGGGUGGUACUCUUGAACUGCAGCGCGGAAGCCCACUCAUGGCCGAGUGGCAUGGGACCACGGUGGAACGUCCUAAUGACGACUGUGGCUCUGUUUGCUAUUCUCCUAGUACAAAACAUGGUUCAGGGGUGGCAGGUUUCCAGCCACGAUCAAAGCAGGGCUUCCUGAAGGACUACCUCUCCACAUUUUCUAAGGGAACUCCUCCUUCUCUGCAGUAUACCCACUCCUAUCCUCAGAACACCCUGGUCUCAUCGUCAUCCCAGUUUUUCACGCAGAAACCAAAUCAAGCAGAUCCCUCAACAGAGACCAUUGAUCACCAGCAGGAUCAUUUCAAAUCCCGAUGCAGAGGAAAAUACUGGCUGAAGGAGUAUAGUCAAUGGCAGCAGACCCAUAAUCAUUUCAAGCUUAAAGAGCAUAACCUACCACCAGUAUUAACUUCUGAAAAACCAGAACCUUCGCUCAAUAUACCUAUGAAAGGCAAUGAGUCAAGUGAAGUUAGGCAGCUCUUGGUUUUGUCUCAACCUCAGGACCAGCAGCAACCUCCCAUAGAAACACAACACCAAUGGAUGUUAAGGAAUGGUUUACCUAGCUGCUGUGCGAAUGAGGGUGGAGUACAUUGUGGGAGCCAACAACCUUCCUUCCACCAGCAUCUACAUCAAGACCCUGAAUGGCAGCAUUGUUGUGAUCAUUUUAGCACCCUAAAAUGCCAUCAGUCUUCUCUUUACCCAUCCAGCAGCCCACGAGUGAAUAAUUCAUCCGAGGCUACUAGCAACAAAAGCAGUGUUCACUCCUCUUCCAGUUGCCAUCGGUGGCCUGAGAACCAUAGUCUAGUAGGGAAAAGGCAACGACAAAGAGAGCAGAAGGUACAUCCUCAUACCAAAAAGGUUGGCCAUGUUGGAUCGAUGCCUUCCCUGUCCAAGAGCAGUGGCCCACUCCUUCCCGGCACAGUUGUGACCAGCGCUAAAUACAGUGGGGAUGUUGGAAGACCCCCGAGCAGCCUUGGAGCUUCGCCACCAAACCUUUCAGAGCUGGACUCAGAGAGGCAAGAGCCCCUUCAGACACUCCAAAGGUCUGUCUUGGAGGAGGUGUUCUCGAAAGGCUUCAGCGAGAACAACAGUAAGGCUAACAGUGAAGGAGGAAGCAACACGCCACAGAAGAGGACCAAGGACAUUGGCUAUAGAUUGAGCCAGCGUAAGGCACUCUUUGGAAAGCGCAAACAGUUGAGCGACUAUGCCUUGAUCUUUGGGAUGCUUGGGAUCGUCAUCAUGGUGAUGGAGACGGAAUUGUCCUGGGGGGUUUACACGAAGGAAUCCUCAUACUCAUUCUCUCUGAAAUGCCUUAUCAGCCUUUCAACUGCUAUAUUGCUCGGACUAAUCGUGAUGUACCAUGCACGGGGAAUACAGCUCUUCAUGGUGGAUAAUGCAGCUGAUGACUGGAGGAUUGCCAUGACUUAUGAGCGGAUCUUCCUAGUUCUGCUGGAGCUGCUGGUCUGUGCCAUCCACCCCAUCCCGGGCCAGUAUGUCUUCACCUGGACGGCCCGGCUGGCCUUCACCUACGUGCCCUCAGUAACUGAUGCCGACGUGGACAUCAUCCUCUCCAUCCCCAUGUUCCUCAGGCUCUACCUGAUCAGUCGCGUCAUGCUGCUGCACAGCAAGCUCUUCACAGACGCCUCGUCGCGCAGCAUCGGCGCAAUCAACAAGAUCAACUUCAACACGCGCUUCGUCAUGAAGACUCUCAUGACCAUCUGCCCCGGCACCGUGCUGCUGGUCUUCAGUGUCUCCUGUUGGAUCAUCGCCUCAUGGACAGUGCGCAUCUGUGAGAGAUAUCAUGACACACAGGAAGUGACCAGUAACUUCCUUGGGGCCAUGUGGCUCAUCUCUGUCACCUUUCUCUCCAUUGGUUAUGGAGACAUGGUCCCUCACACUUACUGUGGAAAGGGUGUCUGUCUGCUGACUGGAAUCAUGGGGGCCGGAUGCACUGCCAUGGUGGUUGCUGUAAUUGCGCGGAGGUCAGAGUUGACCAGAGCUGAAAAGCACGUUCACAACUUCAUGAUGGACUCUCAGCUAUACAAACGAGUGAAAAACACAGCUGCCAAUGUACUCAGGGAGACAUGGCUGAUCUACAAACACACGAAAUUAGUCAAGAAGAUCGAUCACGCCAGGGUACGCAAACAUCAGCGGAAAUUCCUGCAAGCCAUUCACCAAUUGCGCAGAGUCAAAAUGGAACAGAGGAAACUCAUCGACCAGGCUAAUACACUUGUGGAUCUAGCCAAGACUCAGAACAUGAUGCAUGAUCUGGUGUCUGAUCUGCAGCGGCGCAGCAAGGAGCUGGAUAGGAGGAUCGGUAGUCUGGACGACAAACUGGACUCCAUCCUAGUCAGUCUGCAGACCCUACCCAGCCUGGUCUCCCAGGCCGUCACACAGCAGCACAGGGACUUUCUGGAUGGCUUGGCCCCCCGUGUUCAGACAGCCUCGAAGGGCUCCGAGGACAAUUGGGUUCCCGCCAGGCGCAAACGUUCCCCCUACACUGCACCACAGACCAUAUUUUACAGCUGACAGCCUGCCAGUGCCAUCUCCACUGUUGUGACCUCAAAUGAUGUAUUUAUUUAAUAUUGUAUUUGAUACUAGCCAGGGACAUUCUAGCCUCUGUAUGAAUUUGAGAUUGGUUCGAUCUCUCCAGCACCAUCCCGCAGCUGUUUACCAAAACAAGUAACAGCGUGGCCGAUUUGAAGGUUUUCAGAAUCCCAAAUUCCUGCCUGUGUACCUGGGUCAUUCUUGAAUUGUGGUGGAAUUUGGUUAUGGCAUUUUGGAAAACAAUUUACUUAAUUUUAGGUAAUUUUUUAUUUAAUUUGGGUGUUAUAUCUUUUGUAACACCAAUGACACCAAAUGAUCAAUGGAAUUCUCAAACAUAGGCUAUGUCAUACUAAAGUGUGAUGAGCUAAUAACUGUAUUUAACCCCCUAAAGUCUAAUUAGUAUAGUAAAAACAUCAUUAAUAAAAAAUCUGUCAGUUUAAGCUAGAUAUGUUUUUGCAUUGGAUGCGGCUCAAUCCACCUCAUCCGCCUAUGUGGCAAUUCCGCAUCUGCGGUGAAAGGUGACAGAGCUAGGGAGGUGUUUGUCAGACCAUGAGACGUCCCAAAAAUUGGUGUUCUCCGUUUUGCUCUACAAGCGUCUUGGGACUUGUCUGAAGUCGAUAUAC
Oncorhynchus nerka (sockeye salmon) is the source of this 3637-nucleotide messenger RNA. It is a transcript of the gene kcnn1b, whose product is annotated as potassium intermediate/small conductance calcium-activated channel, subfamily N, member 1b. Gene Ontology annotation, cellular component: neuron projection; neuronal cell body; plasma membrane. Gene Ontology annotation, molecular function: small conductance calcium-activated potassium channel activity; calmodulin binding. The transcript is spliced from 8 exons. NCBI's taxonomy places the organism in Eukaryota, Metazoa, Chordata, Actinopteri, Salmoniformes, Salmonidae. Bases 114 to 2996 code for a protein of 960 amino acids. The record is from RefSeq and is a predicted model, not a curated record. Gene Ontology annotation, biological process: potassium ion transmembrane transport.